Nematocida parisii ERTm1 is the source of this 1794-nucleotide messenger RNA. RefSeq lists its product as uncharacterized. Bases 1 to 1794 code for a protein of 597 amino acids. The record is from RefSeq and is a predicted model, not a curated record. The transcript has a single exon. Lineage: Eukaryota; Fungi; Microsporidia.
AUGAACAUAUUCAAGAAUCCAUGCAUUGCCUGCUGUAUACUCCUAUUUAUACAUAAAAUAAAAAGUACGUAUGAAUACAUAAAUACUGCACAGAAACAGAUGCAUAGUACAUAUAAAAGCAUACCUAUACAAAAUACACAGAAAUCUUUGCGCAUAAUGAAAAUGGGGGCACUGCAUGAAUUCAAAAUUGAAUUUGCAUUUGACCCAAGAAACUUCAUAGAUAACUGGAAUAUUUAUAAAAGUAAGAUUACUGGGUUUUAUGUGGAUAGGUCGAAUGGUCAGCAAAAAAAGUAUCCUGAUGUUAUUUUCAGGCAUGCACAGGAUUUAACCAGGUUUAGCAUAUGCACAGAUAUAAUAGAUUCACUGGAAAGUUUGUCACUGUGUAAUGCAGGCUCAUUCAUUAAUAUUAUAGACAUUCCUUUGUUUUCUGAUUCAAACCAUCCGGUAUACUUAAUUACUAAGACUAAUAAUAUAUAUCUUAAAGUGCACCGAUUGAAUAUUAUUGUAUCUGACGUAAAGACCGCGCAAUUGUACCUGUACGAAAUGUACAGAGCUAUAUAUCUUAAUUGGAUUAAUCUAUAUUUGAUUGUUAAACAGUGUGAUGUGUGCUGUAAUGAAUAUAAUAUUUCAUGUGAUUGCAUGGAUGUAUUAUACAGUAUUCAUGCUUGGUUAUGGAGGGAUAGUUAUAUCAACCAUUUUAUUAAUGAUAUUCUUUCUUUAAAUAAGACUCUUGCAUACUCACUGUAUUUAGAGUAUGAAACGCUUUGUUGCAUAAAGACUAUAGAACAUAUUCGUAUGAUGCGGUCUAUUUACACAGUGCCUAAUCAUUCAGAUACGUUUAAAUUCGGGUUUAAAGCAGAUACAAUUAGAGUGGCUACAUACUGUGCGAAUGAAUUUCUUAACUUUUUGUAUCUGGCGGGUAGAGAUACUAGUGGUAAGAGGAUUCUGUCUAUAACUAGCGUUGAAAUAUUAUUCCCAUUAAAAGUAUACGGCUCAGCAAACCGCAGUGCUUUUAUAUCGCAGUAUAACAAAAUACUCUCACAAGAAAUCCAUUUAAUGAACAGAUUGACUAAAUGGAUACAGAAUCUGAGUGCAAUGCCAAACCCAGUUCCGUAUAAAUAUAUAUUAAUCUUUGAUACGAUUGUGGACUUAGAAGCCGUCCAUAUAAAUUCUGCAUUAAAUAUGAGUGUUAUAGGAUACGCACAGAAAUUAAAGUCAGAUUCAGAAGUAUUCAUAGAGCUUAAUAUAAAGCAAGAAAUAAAAGUAGCCGCCCCAGAAAUUAUAAAUAAUCAGUUUAUACACAGUAUUGUAUCUAAAGAAGUUAAUGAAAUAAACAUAAAGAGCCCUGAUUAUAAGAAAAAAAUGAGUAUUUCCUUCAUUGAAACACUAAAUACAACUAUUGAAGAUUGUAUCCAGUACUUGCUUUUAAAGUUUAUAGUGUCAAUGCGUUCUUUAAAUUUCGGGCUGGAGGAAGGUGAAAAGGCAGCACUGUUAUUUGACCAUAUGCGUAUAAUACAAGAGCAUGGCUUAACUAAUACAACGGUUUCAGACGAAUUUAAUAAAAGUGCACAUAUUUGGUGGAGUUCUUUAGGUAAGUAUAAUAAAAUAUACACAAGACAACUUAUAGGGAUUAAUUUAUCCUUCACUGUAAUGCAGAAUACAGAAGAAAUACCUUCAGUUAUGUUCAUUUACAACAGAGAAACCACUAUGUUCACAAAAUACAUGCCGAACCCGGGAAAUUCAAUCAAUUCAUUAAACAUCCCAAUAUUGAACGCACGCAUUACUCUUUUAUAA